This is a messenger RNA of Xenopus tropicalis (tropical clawed frog), 4887 nucleotides long. RefSeq names its product TRPM8 channel-associated factor homolog (gene trpm81l). The record is from RefSeq and is a predicted model, not a curated record. The transcript is spliced from 9 exons. Bases 389 to 3334 code for a protein of 981 amino acids. NCBI's taxonomy places the organism in Eukaryota, Metazoa, Chordata, Amphibia, Anura, Pipidae.
GUGUAUAUAUAUAUAUUUUUUGUUAUUUUGCUAUGCCAUUACAGGUUCACCUAUAAAACUGGUCGGAGCUGUGGUUGGGACACUCGCUGCUGUAGCCCUUACAUUAUGUAUUUGGGGAUACAAAACAUUUCUGAAAAAAGAGCCUCCCAGACUUUCUCCACUAUUUGGACCGAGAUGUUUGGUGCAUUCAAACAGAGCCACCCUGUCCUGCCAGAUCUCUGGUUACCGCCCAAGACCCAUCCUUAUUUCUAUAUGUUUGAGAACAAAAUGGGAAGAAGUGAUAGAAAUUUACUCCUGGGAUUCUGAGGCCCAAACUGGUUCCGCUGCCCCAGUGGCGCAUCACAGAGAUGAGCAGCGUGUGGUUAUUGUGCCAGAGAGAGAGGGGUUAAUGGGAAAUGGGAAUGUGCAGAAUCUGCCCCCGGUACAGAGGGAGCUGCGAGUGGAAAUGGUUCCUGUAAUAACAACAAGUAAAUAUCAUAUUUCCAACUGUCAGUGCACAAUCCGUAUAACCCCCGACAUAGAGAAAGAUGAUGGGGCAGAACUGACAGUGCGUGUGUAUCACAUUACUCUGAGUGCCCCCAUCUCUGUGUCCCAUCGGCUGGAGGUGAUGGAAGGAAACAUGGCGGCUAAUGAAGAUUACCAGUCUCUGGUCGAGGGUGUUGGUUCUCUGGAUUUCACUGGGGAGGCAGAUCCGUGCAAGCUGCUGCUGACAGGAGACUGUGCAUUCCCGGUGCUGGUGUCGCCCAGACAAGACGUGCUCAUCGCUGCCUCUCGCUAUGGGAAAGGGAAAAUGGUGGUUAUGGCCCAUUGGAGAUAUCUCAACAGGCAUGAGUUUAAGGGCUUUCUGAAUAACACUGUAUGUUGGCUGAGUCCGGAUUCAGAAGCCAACGUUGGGGUACAUAAUACAUUAAAGGCAUUAGCGCGUAUUCUUUCUGAAUCUGGGUACAAAGUCCAUACCACUUCCACCCUGACCCAGGGCCUGAGUGUGUUCUGCACUGAUGGAUACGAUGACCAACAAGCCGAGGAGAUCAUCUCAUUCGUGCGAGAGGGAGGAGGCCUGCUGAUUGGGGCUCAGGCUUGGGACUGGGCCAACAACCAUAAAGAGGAUAAUGUCCUGCACCAUUUCCCAGGGAACAAAAUCGUAUCUGUUUGUGGGGUGCACUUCACCAGUGACUACGGAGAGAAAGGAGAUUUCUGUGUGACUAAAAAUAUGCCUCAGGCUCCAAUUAAUUCAAAUUAUAACUUCUCAGCUGAGCAGAAGUCCCUUCUGAAUGGAGUUUCUCAGUUGGACAUCAGUGGGCCAAGUGUCCCUUCAGAUCUUCUCUUGCAUGGAGCUUUGUCCUUCCCAGUUGGGCUGAGUGAAGGCAACCAAUGUUUUGUUGGCGCUGUGUAUUAUGGGAAAGGGCGUGUGGUUGUAGUCACACAUGAAAGUUACCUCACCAAACCAGAGCUGAAACAAUUGAUCCUUAAUGCCAUAUCUUGGCUGGACAUCGGCCACCAGAGAAGAAUUGCUGUUCAUGACAAUCUGAGAAACUUUGCUAAGGUUUUGCAGAAGGAAAACAUCCCCUGUAUCAAGGUAUCAGGUAUAGUCCCCAAGCUCAGUGUCUACUGCUGUGAUUCCUACCGUGAUACUGAAGCAAAGGGAAUCCAUCAGUUUGUUGCAGAGGGGGGAGGACUUCUUAUUGCUGGCCAUGCCUGGUGGUGGUCCUAUCAGAAUCCUACCUUAGAUGCCCUUACCCACUACCCUGGUAACAAAAUACUGAACCAGUUUGGCAUUAGCAUUCUGGCUAGCACUGUCCCUCGGGGCAUCUAUAGGGCAAUUGUGCCAGGUGAAGCCACUGAACAGUAUCACUUCCUCAGAGCCCUCCGUCAGUUAGAGGCUGAGCUGCAGAAGGUUACAGAACUGCCCCCUCCCUUUUGCACCCGGGUAACUAAGCUCAUGAGAGAUGUCACCGCUUUUCUGAGACUCCCAGCCAGUCCUAUCAUCCGCUCCAUUCAGAGCCAGUUGGUAGAAAUGAUAAAGACGUAUAUACCCAAUGCCAGUGAGAUGUGGCCCAUAAGUAACUGCUCCAAGGAAGAUUUGCUCCUGCGUUUGGCCCAUGAAUCCUAUAAUGUGACCCACGUGUGUGAUGAAUCCAAUAUCCUGGAGACGGAACCUUCAAUCACUGUUAAUAUCGAUGCCACAAACCCAGGGGGCGACGCCUGGAGAAGCACCGGCCUGUACUUGGCUCCCAGAAAGGCAGCAGUUCUUGAGUUCCCGGUCUCGGUGGUGCAGCAAGGCUUCUGGGUGCAGGUCGGCUGUCAGACAGAUGAUCUGAGUGAUAAAGAAAAGCUUCAUCGAGCUCCAGUCGUUGUUCGAAAAAUCCACGUUGAUUGCCAGAAAGUCGCAGUGUCCAGUUUGUGGGGGGGCCUCCUGUACAUCAUUGUGAGAGCCGACAGCAAGUUGGGUCCCAUCCCUGUCAGGGUGUAUGGGGCAGAACCAGCCCCGGUCUAUAUAAAAGGCCAAACCAGCCCUGAUUCCUGGUUACAUUCAGUGCGCAAGUUGCCGGCCCCUUGGGCCGAGCUGGUUACAGAGAACAUUAUCCUGACGGUACCAUCAGAUGCUGUUCGCUCACUAACGGAUCCAGAAUCCCUGCUCUCUUAUUGGGACAGGAUAAUGGGGGCAAUUGCUGAGCUUGCAGCCAUAGAGACAUUUCCACGGCCUGAGCGCUUUGUUGCAGAUGUGCAGAUCUCAGCGGGAUGGAUGCACGCUGGGUAUCCCAUUAUGUGCCACGUGGAAUCUGUUAGAGAACUGACUGAUCUGGCCCAUAUGCAAACAGAGGGAAUGUGGGGCCCAAUCCAUGAACUUGGACGGAACCAACAGAGAAAGGAGUGGGGGUUCCCACCUCACACCACGGAAGCCACGUGUAACCUCUGGUCUGUGUAUGUGCAUGAAACAGCCCUGGGGAUCCGGCGGGAUCAAGCCCACCCCGACCUUCAACCAGAUGCCAGGAGAUCCCGUAUCAAAGCUUAUUUGCAGGGUGGGUUGAAGUUAAAGAAUUGGGAUUCAUGGACAGAACUGGAGACCUACCUACAGCUACAAGAAGGUUUCGGCUGGAAACCAUUUAAGAGCCUAUUCGGACAGUACCAGGACUUCUCCAGUAUCAGUGAUAAGAACAAAUCUAAGAUGAACCUGUGGGCAGAGGAGUUCUCUUGGGCUGUGGAAACCAAUCUGGUUCCAUUCUUUGAGGCCUGGGGUUGGCCCAUUGACCCAGAAACUCGCAGCAGUGUCUCUGCAUUCCCCGUAUGGGAGUCGGAUCCCAUGAAGCCGUAUCUUACGGCACAGAAACCUUAAGGCAAACAGAUCUGCUUCAUCCGGUACCAGUUACUGUGUUACUAUUACAGAGAAACAAAGAUAUUGCUUUAAAGCUAUAAUUCCAGAUAACAGAUCCCAUACCUGUAUUGUGUGAAAUACUAUUAUAUGCUUCUAGAAAGAAAUAUGCAGAGUAAAGUAAUGUUUUAAUCCAACAGAUUCCCUGUCAGUGAUCCCUGAGCUGCAGCCAAUCAGCCUUUGCCAGACAGGGGCCCCAGGCAGCAGCAGCCAAUAGGAAGCAACAACAGAUGAGUGAUGGAUUAGGGAUGGGGAUUAAGCAGUUUGUAGUGUGAGAUUAAAUGCUUUGCUAUUGUGUCAGUUCCCUGCUCCUGUUAGGGAUUCCCAUAAAGGGGAACUUAAACCUUUAUAGUAGAAACUUACCAAGUUACAAAGUUAUUCCCCAUGCAGCGGCCCCUCAGCUCCGGAUGGGACGGUUUCAUGAAGAUCAUAGAAAUGUAGUGAAAAAGCAAAGGCUUUUAUUUAUAUUGACAUUUCUGGCCUUUUGUGCUUCAAUGGCCCCACAAUAGGCUUGUCCCCCAGCAACAAUCUCAUAAGGAAUGAACAGCGAAUGUGGGGUCCCCACACGGAAUUCCCACUGUGGGACCCUCGGGCUCUUGGGCCGGCAGAGCUCUGUACUGUCUGUACUUGGUCAGACCAAUGGCAAAGACGUAAUUUGGAGAAUCUGAAUCCUAUGAAAGUGAAUUGGGAGCUGUAUGAGACACAGAAUAACUCCGGCCCCUCUGUGUUCAUUUAUACAUAGAAACGAGAGGCUCCUCCCGUGGGAUUCCUUGCCCAAGAGCUCACAGUCUGCCCUAUAGUUCCUGGGAUUGACUUUAUAUUUCCUAUUCAGCUCUAUUCAUUGCCGUUAUUGUCUUGUUAACUCUUUCAUGCAAUGAUUUCUGCAGAUGUAACAUUAACAGCACAAUAUGGCUGCUGUGUGUAUGUAUAGCUGUAUCCACUGCUACUGGUAUGUGCAUAUACAUUAAUCAGUAAAUACAUUCAUUAUAUUCAGGAUUCAAAAUACACAAGAGGGAAUAGGUCUCUACCCCCCAGAGCUAACAAUCUAAGUGGGUGGGAAAUGUGCAGAACCAAAUAAAGGGGAAAUAAAUGAGCAAAGAGGUAGGUGCUGUUUGGAUGCACCAAUAACCCCCCUCAGAUCCUUCUGCUCUUCAAGUCUUCACAGUCUCAGCUGCAAACACCCAUGGGUGCUCUCCCUCCCCAACAUCAUGGGAGCUGCAUGGGGGACACAAAGGUUUCCCUAUGGAACAGGAUUAAAGGGAACAUUAAACUGAUACAGAAUCACGUUUACUAAAUAAUCACUAGUGAUCACAUAGAGCUACAGACCUUUAUACUCUUUGGGGUUUUUGUGAGUCUCCCAUAUACCCCUAUGGGAAUUAUGGGUAAGGGAUAUAACAGGGCAAGUCACAGUUGGUCGGGGGCAUUAGGUGCGGCCCAAAAGCCCCGAUUCAGAGAGGAAGAAUCCUUGUCCGUUUCCAGUGAGAUUGUUACCUCCAUAAUAAAUUGUGGUCUUUAAA